Molecule: messenger RNA, 582 nt
Organism: Vicia villosa (hairy vetch)
Lineage: Eukaryota; Viridiplantae; Streptophyta; Magnoliopsida; Fabales; Fabaceae
Product: protein MAIN-LIKE 1-like
Exons: 2
Coding region: 1-582 (193 amino acids)
Source: RefSeq, a predicted model, not a curated record
AUGCCACCCCCUCGCAGACGUCGUCGGAGCAGUUCUUAUACUUCUACUCCUGUGCCUAUGUCAGUGACAGCCGAUGUAGGAUCAGUUGUGCCACCUUCGGAGAUGCACGAGGACGAGCCGGUGCUAGAGCCUAUCUGGUACCCGAUGGGUCCUAUAGAUGCAUCCCUUUUGACAGGGUAUGACGAUCAUGCAGCCAGGCAUAGGGAUCCGCAUAGGUUCUACGACCACGGCCGGAAGAUUGCGGCUCUUGCGCAGCCUGACCAACCGUGGUUCCAGGAUGUACUAGCAGCUUCUGGUCGGAGGGACCUCUAUCAGGUGGGCUACACGACGACACAUAAUGGGAUGCUGAUGGAAUUUGCGAUGAGAUGGCAUCCGGAGAUUUCCUCAUUUCAUUUUCCUCACGGUAAGAUUACCAUCACUCUUGAUGAUGUGGCAUGCCUCCUACAUCUACCUAUCAGGGGUACCCUCCUUGGUCACGGUAGACUGACGAAGGAGGAAGAGAUGAAGAUGUUGAUUGUUGAGCUGGGGUGCGAUCCGGAUGACGCACUUGAGGAGGUGGAGAGGACCCGCGGGCGCAUGUGA